AUGGUGGUGAUAGUUCAUGAGGUUUCUGAAAAGAAGAGAGUGAGGAAACAGAAAGAUGUAAAUGUAGAUAGAACGGAGGUUUUGGAGAUGGUUUCCGACAAGAAUGGUGGUUGUGGUGGCGAUUUCUGGCAGAUUGUGGUUUACUUCCACUUUGGAUUGGGCUUUUCAACAACAAAACUCACUAGUUCUUCUCCAUCAUCUGCAGGAUUUUUUUUUUUUGAAUGCACUUGGAAGAUCCCAGACAACGAUGGCCUCUUACUUCCAUAUACACUUUUCUAUAUAGAUGCUAUUGAGGGAGAACGACGACUAUUGUCUCAUUCGAGGCCACCUGCCACUGCUACAAAAACCAAGGUUUUGACGUUCAAUUUUGGAUUCCGGCUUGAAUUUUACCAGAAGAAAAAUAGUAGAUCCCGUUUGACAUCUUAUAGAAAAAGUGGGGGGAAGAAGUGA
Lactuca saligna is the source of this 450-nucleotide messenger RNA. The record is from the annotation of a GenBank genome assembly. NCBI's taxonomy places the organism in Eukaryota, Viridiplantae, Streptophyta, Magnoliopsida, Asterales, Asteraceae.